Messenger RNA from Paramecium sonneborni, 523 nucleotides. Lineage: Eukaryota; Ciliophora; Oligohymenophorea; Peniculida; Parameciidae. The record is from the annotation of a GenBank genome assembly.
UAGCAUCUAUGACUCAGAAUUCAAGUUUAAAUAAAUUAAAGAAGAUUAAGAGAAGCUAAAACACAAUACUUUUGAUAAAUAGAAAUAUAGUUAGGGAAUUAUAAUUAUUAUUUAGAGAUGUAAAUUGAUAUUUAUAAAAGAUUUUGGAUGUUUAUAUAGUAAAUCCAAAUUAGAAUAAAAUAAAAAAGAUUAGGAAAUAGCAAAGAAAUUCUUUGUAGUUUCUAAUAUAAUACCCAAAAGAUUCAAGAAGUCUCAUAGUGAUGUCAUUGAAGAUUGUUAAAGUUGAUUAGAUUGUUAUAUGUUCAUAUAAGAGUCAAUUUGUGAUGUGUGGAAUGCAAAAAUGAUGAUUACUAAAAAUUGGAUUGAAAUAAGCUUUAACUAGGGUAUUUUGAUACGAUGAUGAUGAUUGAGAAAGAAUUAGAAAAGAAAUGUAUAAGAAUAGAUAGAAACUGAUGAUAGCAGGAUUAGUCUACUUGCCAUAUAGUAAGAUGAAAUAAUUAUAUGUGUGAAUAAUUAAUUUCAG